AGAGAGCGAGAACAAAGAAAAUGGCCAAUGUAACACAACCAUCACCACUCGAAUAACACAUCAUCCAAACCUUGAGGGCUUCCUUCCACUCGCUCCUUAAUUAAAGAUUUACGCUCUCUCGGAUGCAUAUCCCGGACCCGUUUUAACAUGCGUUUUCCUCAGCGGAGAUACUGUUUUCAAUAAGCUGCCGAAAAAGAAAAAAAAAUCUUUUUUUUUUCCCACUCUUGUCCAACCUUUCAAAAACGCGGGAAAGAACUAAUAUUAAAAAAAAAAUGUCAAAAUUCAUUGUGGAUCACAUGGAAGACGGCAUGCACGAAUGGUGCGUGUUGGAGUACAAGCACAUGAUUAUGGUUGUUGGCAAGGACAACAUGUACUUUUCGUCCUUGUCCGAUGCUUGUUUGGCCACCAUGCCCGAGGAACUCAAGGAGGCCCACUUACACAAGGAAGACACGAUGCACUUGCCCGGCAUUGAUCCCAAAGAGAUUUGUUUGUUGGACCCUUCUGCUACCGAGCCUUUGAAGCCUGAGGACGCCGAUACUUACAAGUACUUUUUGUUCGGUGGUAUCCUUGGUGACGACCCACCAAGAGAUCGCACCAAGGAAUUGCGCAAGCUUGGAUUUGCUGGAAGACAUCUGGGUCCUAUCCAGAUGUCGACGGAUACCGCGGUUAAUGUGACUAAGCGCGUCGUUGUUGAUAAAGUGCCUUUGGAUAAGGUGCCUUACAUUGAUAGUCCCGAAGUAUUCUUCUCGAAACACGAAUCCGUCAACCUGCCAUACCGCUACAUUGCCGAAACCAAGGAAGUCACCACCAAGGACGGUCAGAAGAAGACGAUUCGCAAGCCCAUCAUGCCACCCGGUAUGAUGGAGCUCAUCAAGAAGGACAGUGAGCGCACGUUGGACUUUUAAUCAAAACUGCUCUUGAUCCCCACAUAUAUUUUUGACGUUCUCCCCAUCCAAUAUGCUCUUUCUUCGUCACCUUUAUUUUCCACCUACCCACAUUUUUAAACCAUGCAACACACAUAUGCAGCGCUCUUGUACAGUAAUAAUAAACAAACCAAAGAAACCCCUUUCUUUCUCUGCAAAGAAAGUUGUACGUAC
Molecule: messenger RNA, 1097 nt
Organism: Zychaea mexicana
Lineage: Eukaryota; Fungi; Mucoromycota; Mucoromycetes; Mucorales; Lichtheimiaceae
Product: SAM-dependent RNA methyltransferase
Exons: 4
Coding region: 273-905 (210 amino acids)
Biological process (GO): peptidyl-arginine methylation
Molecular function (GO): protein-arginine omega-N monomethyltransferase activity
Source: RefSeq, a predicted model, not a curated record